Chroicocephalus ridibundus (black-headed gull) is the source of this 1008-nucleotide messenger RNA. RefSeq names its product serine protease 57 (gene PRSS57). The record is from RefSeq and is a predicted model, not a curated record. Bases 13 to 1008 code for a protein of 331 amino acids. The transcript has 6 exons. NCBI's taxonomy places the organism in Eukaryota, Metazoa, Chordata, Aves, Charadriiformes, Laridae. Gene Ontology annotation, biological process: proteolysis. Gene Ontology annotation, molecular function: serine-type endopeptidase activity.
CUCUGCGCCAGCAUGGCCAUGGCUGGACUGUUCAUCCUCAGCCUGGGGGGCUCCGUCCUGCUCCUGGCACUGGCCCCGGCAGGAGUCCAGGGGAGCCGGAUCAUCGGGGGAAAAGCGGUGGCACCUCACUCCCGGCCCUUCAUCGCCUCCAUCCAGAUGGACGGGCAGCACGUCUGCGGGGGCUUCCUGGUGUGGCCCAAGUGGGUGAUGACGGCAGCCCACUGCCCCAUCCCCAGGCACAACCCCUUGGUGCGGGUGGUGCUGGGCGCCCACAGGCUGGAGGACCCCGAGAGGUCCCAGCAGGUCUUCAGCGUCGUGGAGUCCAUCGCCCACCCGCGCUACAACCCCAGCUCGGUGGACAACGACAUCCGCCUGCUGAAGCUGAACGAGUCGGCCACGCUGAACAAGUACGUGAAGCGCAUCCGCCUGCCCCAACCCGACGUCGACCUGAAGCCCGGCACCGUCUGCUACGUGCUGGGCUGGGGGGACACCUCCAACUACGGGGACCGGCCCAGCGAGCUGAUGGAAACCGGCACCACCAUCAUCAAGCGGAGCCUCUGCCGAACCCUGUGGAGGGGCAAAGUCUCGUCCAACAUGAUGUGCGGGGCCAGCCGCAACGCCACGCUGCAGGGCGUCUGCGCGGGCGACUCCGGGGGCCCCCUGAUUUUCAAGGGGAAAGUUUACGGCAUCGUCUCGUUCUCUGGGCAGAGAUGCGGGGACCGCCGGCACCCUGACAUCUACACCAAGAUCUCCAACUACAUCGACUGGACCAAGACCAAGACCAAGACCAAGACCAAGACCAAGACCAAGACCAAGACCAAGACCAAGACCAAGACCAAGACCAAGACCAAGACCAAGACCAAGACCAAGACCAAGACCAAGACCAAGACCAAGACCAAGACCAAGACCAAGACCAAGACCAAGACCGACCCACCUGCCCACAGAGCCAGCAGAUCCUGGGCAGGGUUUUAUCCCCCUUUAAUCACCUUAAUCACCGAUGGCAGCUGA